Messenger RNA from Oxyura jamaicensis (ruddy duck), 4148 nucleotides. It is a transcript of the gene XIAP, whose product is annotated as X-linked inhibitor of apoptosis. NCBI's taxonomy places the organism in Eukaryota, Metazoa, Chordata, Aves, Anseriformes, Anatidae. The transcript is spliced from 7 exons. The record is from RefSeq and is a predicted model, not a curated record. The coding region runs from base 348 to 1829 and encodes 493 amino acids. Gene Ontology annotation, cellular component: cytoplasm; nucleus.
GGAGGUUCCGUGGUAGAGACGUAGCGGGUGCCUGGGGGGCAUCGGCCUUGCAGUGUUUGUGGUGUUUGGUGGAAAUUCAGUGUUAACAGCGCCCGAGGGGACUGUACCCGAGGCUGUUCCCUUUAUGCUGGAAGCUCUGGCUUUGUCAGAGUGCUCAGCCGCCGGGAUUUUGUGGGCACACAGAGCCUGCUGACCCCGCGUUGUGUUUUCGCAGAAAGAAGGGAGCCCUUGUGUUAACAGAGCAGGGGCAGGGCAGCCUGUCACACCUCUGCCUGAUCGUAGCACCCCUUGGGAGAGCCAAAAUGAAUGAUAAGGAAAUCUGAAAGAAGAGCCUUGCACAUGAAGAGAUGACGUGUAAUGGCCCAGGUAACUCUGAGCCUCAUGCCACUCCAGGCACUGACUGUGACCAGGAUUGGGCCCAAGAACACCACCGACUAGGUAGCUUUGUUGAAUUUCCACUUGACUGUCCGGUUUCAGCAUCAGCUCUGGCACAAGCUGGCUUUAUUUAUAUUGGCAAAGGCGAUAAAGUGAAGUGCUUCAGUUGCCACGCAACUGUUGAAGGAUGGCAGCCUGGUGAUUCUGCAGUUGAGAGACACAAAAACCUUUCCCCAAACUGCAGAUUUAUUACUGAGUCUACUUUUUUGGAGAACAAUCUGCGUCCUCUUGCCCAGAACUACCAGCAUAGAGCUGAAAAGAACAGCAGCAAUUCAGCGCUCUCGCCUGCUCUGGAUGACUCACCUGAACUGGAGGCAGACUACCUGUUGAGAACUAGGCAGGUUGUGGAUAUGUCAGAUACUUUGUAUCCUAAAAACCCUGCUAUGUGCAGUGAAGAGGCAAGGUUAAAGUCCUUUUACAACUGGCCCUCCUAUGGCCUGUUGAUGCCAAAGGAAUUGGCUAGUGCUGGACUCUAUUACACGGGUGUUGGUGAUCAAGUGGCAUGUUUUUGUUGUGGUGGAAAACUGAAAAACUGGGAACCUAGUGACAGAGCAUGGUCAGAACACAAGAGGCACUACCCCAGAUGCUUUUUUGUCCUGGGCCGGGAUGUUGGAAAUAUUCCAAGUGAAUCUAUUCCUGCUGAGCUGGGAAGAAAUGGUCUAAAUGAUGAACAGCAUCCGAGGAAUCCAUCCAUGGCGGAAUAUGAAAGGCGGAUACAAACCUUUUUAAAUUGGAUAUACCCUGUUAACAAGGAACAACUUGCUGAAGCUGGGUUCUAUAGCAUAGGUAACGGUGAUCAUGUUGUGUGCUUCCACUGUGGUGGAGGAUUGCAGGAAUGGAAGGAAAAUGAAGACCCAUGGGAUCAACAUGCCAAAUGGUUUCCUGGGUGCAGGUUCGUGAGAGAGGAAAAGGGACUAGAAUUUAUAAAUAAUGUUCACUUAGGAGGUGGAUGUAGGGAUUCAACAAUAGAAGCUGCUGAAGUGACAGUACUUCCAAAAGAUGAUCACUUACAGAAUCAUUUGGUACAAAAUGCCAUACACAUGGGUUUCAGUUUGUCUGAGAUUAAGAGUAUUAUGCAAAAGAAAUUGCAGAUGUCUGGAGCAAGCUAUACAUCUGUUGAGGAUCUGGUAGCAGACUUAAUAAGUGCUCAAAAAGAAAAUCUAAAGGAAGAAACACCAAAUGAAAACCCACUUGAGCAAGAUCUCAGUAUGGAAGAGAAGUUAAGGCGCUUGCAGGAAGAAAAGCUUUGUAAAAUCUGUAUGGCUAAAGACAUAUCAGUAGUCCUCAUUCCCUGUGGCCACCUAGUUGCUUGUAAGGAAUGUGCUGAAGCAGUUAAUGUAUGUCCUUUGUGUUGUACAAAUAUUCUAAAAAGACAGAAAAUUUUUAUGUAUUAGCAUACAGUACUGUAGCUGCAACUGUUUCCUGCUUUAUAUUUCUUUAAAUAUGUAUAAUGUGAUAACAGACGGUUGGGUUUUCAGCAGUCUAGCGCACUUAUUUAUGGAGCAUCUCACUUUAGGGGUAAUGUAAACAAUAAAGCUUUAAUCAACACUCAGAAAUAGGAGUUGACCGUCAGAAGCUGCUAAUUUUUGUUUAAAACACUCAUGUUCAACUGCCUCUUCAUUGCACUACUUACUUUUUGUUUUUACUUCAGUCAAAGUUGUAACCUCAGAUAACUUCCUGCAUUUUCAGAUCUUCUAUUUGAGUGUUCACGUUUCUAUUAAUGUAACAAAUACAUGAGUUAAAUAUAUAUAUUCUUUCAUGAAAUGGAAUAGGAAAACUGAGUGUUCUGAUGGAGCAGUAGUGAUACUGCAUUUCCCCCCACUAACAGAUCAGCCAAGUCAUACAGAGUGAAAAAUAUAUAUUAUUAUUUUUUAUUUACUUAUUUGUAGUCUGUUUCUGCUAAUUGUCAUUUGUUUAGCUCUCAUGUAUCAAAAAUAGAGCUGGUUAACUUCUUGCAGAAUCAAGGAUAAAAACAGUCUCAUCAGAGGAAACAAAUUGCUUUAGAAUAGUUUUUAUAUUGUUACUUUGAAUAUUCAAAUGUCUGAAUUUAUUUUCUGGGGAUUACAAUACUUUCUGAUUCAUUAGAUGCUACCAUCUAUCUUAUCCCCUACUAAUCCAGUGUUACUGGUUUUUAAAAAAAAAAAAUCAGCUAAAAUAUCAUGUCUGCUAAUUUUAUUCUUGUCACUUCCUCAUCUAAAGAGUUAGAUUCCCAUAACAUCAGUAAGAACAGGUUUGCUAUACUGAAUUCUGACUUUUUUUUCUAGCUACAAUUGCCUCUGAAGGAUGUCUAUCUUCUUGUCAUUCGUGUUUACACUUCUAAGAGUCUGUAACCAGCCUCCAAAUAAUCAUUAACAGGCUAAAUAAACAUGCAACACAUAGAAAGAAAUAGCCCUGAAUAUUUCUGAUUUUCUUCUCUUUUCUUUCUUGACUGACAAGUUAGCAACACCCUCACAAUUAAUGGACCCUUUUGAAACUACUUUAAACUUUAAAGAUAUUGUAAUUGCCUCUGUAUAGCUAUGACUAAAAAAAGACAAGUUUUAACUCAUGUUAAUCAUGAUGUUAAUCAGAACAUUCAUUCCUAAGUUCAUUUUAUAUGCUACUUACAAACAUAAAAAUGUGCAAUUAAUCCCAGAAUGUAAUCAUAUGGUAGUAUUUAUAUUUUUCUGGUGACAAACUAUGUGUAUGUAAAUUUGUUAAAAUUAUUUUCUUAAUUGAUUUUUUUUUUCUGUAAACUCCAAUAUUGAAAGGUAAAUAAAUCUUCUGUAAGUUCAGUUCAUAGACCUAGCUUGGCAAACCCUAAGGAACACAAAGCUUUAUUUGUGUGUUCAUUCCUUCACUUCGUUUUGGUUUCCUAGGACUCUCUAACUGAAGUUUAUGCCAAUACAGUUGUAUGAAGAAUCAGGCACUUGAUAAAAAUUGGUGUAUACUAAUUUUUGAAAUUCAGAUAUUAUGUGUAUCAUCUCAGGUUUUAGCUUCUUGAAAACAACGUGUGAUUGAAAAUGUUGUCUUAUUUCUGUAAGUAUAGCUGUGACAUAAUUCAGAGACUGUAAACCAGCUGCUCAAAGAUUUCACCUUACGUUUGGUACUGCUACUCUCUAAGUUUGUCUGUUCUGACAAACAGUUCCUGACUCCCCAGGUAUUUUGACUGUUUUAACUGUAUAUAGGUGGUCUCAGUAAACUGCUUUUCGACUUGGUUUUUCUCAAAAAUUCCUCUGUAUACCAAGUUCAUUCCUUACAAGAGAACUCAACAGAAAUGAAGGAGAUUUUACAUACCUCAAGCCCUUCAUUAUGACAGGAGCUGUCUUACUGUAAAGUUUCCCCAUGCACACGAAGAUGUUCAAUGUUCUUGUUUAUCAUAUUUGUAACAUUUAGUGUUAUCCUAACUCUACUGCUGAUACUUUAAGUACAGCUGGCUUACAGUCACUCCAAUUCUGUGAUUUCCUUAUUUUGUGUAUGUACUAAUAUGUUCUGUAUACAUAUAAAUUUUAUCUUGGAGUUGUACACACUGAGUAAUAUAUUCAAUUAAUGGUACUUUAUACAGAAUAUAGUUUUUUAAAUAUGAUACAAGUUUUAAAUUUAAGACACAGAAACAUAAUGUCUCUAUUUUUUGUUAGAUAUUUGCUAUGAUUAUAUGAGAUUUCACAGAACUGACAUGUUGUUCUGGUGCAAUUUUGUGAAUAUUUUAAAUAAAGUGCAAUCCAGUUGUUCCCGGA